Messenger RNA from Lacerta agilis (Sand lizard), 1273 nucleotides. RefSeq names its product Wnt family member 9B (gene WNT9B). The coding region runs from base 124 to 1227 and encodes 367 amino acids. Lineage: Eukaryota; Metazoa; Chordata; Lepidosauria; Squamata; Lacertidae. The transcript has 4 exons. Gene Ontology annotation, biological process: canonical Wnt signaling pathway; cell fate commitment; neuron differentiation. The record is from RefSeq and is a predicted model, not a curated record. Gene Ontology annotation, cellular component: extracellular region. Gene Ontology annotation, molecular function: frizzled binding; cytokine activity.
CCUCCCGCCCAGCCAGGUGCCCUUUUUAACGGGCUGCCGAGGCGCCCGGGCGCCGAUUGCGCAGCGCCAUGCCGAGCCCGGGAGACGGCGGAGGAUCGCGACGCAGGAGCAGCGGCCGGCAACAUGCGCCCGCCGGAGAAGCCUCUGCUGCUGCCGCCGCCCCUGCGCGUCUCUGUCGCCGCGGCCGCUUGCUGCCUGCUGCUCCUGCAGGUGGACGCCUAUUUCGGCCUGACUGGGAAAGAAGCAUUAACUCAGUUCCCUCUUCUGGGGCCCUCGACCAACCCUGCCCACUGGAAGGCUCACUUGAAGCAAUGCGACCUGCUCCGCUUAUCCCGUAAGCAGAAAAGGCUUUGCCGCCGAGAGCCAGGCCUGGCCGAGACCCUACGGGAUGCCAUCCGUCUCGGGGUUGUGGAGUGCCAGUAUCAGUUUCGCAACGAGCGCUGGAACUGCAGUCUUGACGGACGGGCCGACCUCCUGAAACGAGGUUUCAAGGAAACGGCCUUCCUGUACGCGGUGUCCUCGGCAGCUCUGACCCAUUCCCUUGCGCGGGCCUGCAGCGCUGGGCGCAUGGAGCGCUGCACCUGUGACGACUCUCCAGACUUGGAGAACCGCAAGGCGUGGCAGUGGGGAGUGUGCGGAGACAACCUCAAGUACAGCACGAGGUUCCUGAAAAACUUCCUGGGCCAGAAGAAGGUCGGGAAAGACCUGCGGGCCAAGGUGGACAUCCACAACACGAACGUGGGCAUCAAGGCCGUGAAGAACGGCCUCAAGACCACGUGCAAAUGCCACGGGGUUUCCGGCUCGUGCGCCGUGCGGACCUGCUGGAAGCAGCUGUCCCCUUUCCACGAGACGGGGAAGAUCCUCAAGCUUCGCUACGACGGCGCCGUCAAGGUCUUCAGCGCCACCAACGACGCGGUGGGCCAGUCGGAGCUGGCGAGCCCCCAGCACCACAGCCACUUGCCGAAAGUCCCCGCCGGCCCACGCCAAACCGACCUGGUUUACAUGGAGGACUCUCCCAGCUUCUGCCGGCCCAGCCGGUACUCGGUGGGCACGGCAGGGAGGACGUGCUCCCGGGAGGCCAACUGCGACAGCAUGUGCUGCGGCCGGGGCUACAACAUCCAGACGCGCAUGGCGACCUUCUCCUGCCACUGCCAGGUGCAGUGGUGCUGCUACGUCGAAUGUCAGCAGUGCAUGCAGGAGGAAGUGGUUUAUAGCUGCAAGCAGUGAGAAGCGGGCGCUGGCAAAUCCUGCGGGGAGACGGGCCUGCUCCUCC